Molecule: messenger RNA, 2757 nt
Organism: Cyphellophora attinorum
Lineage: Eukaryota; Fungi; Ascomycota; Eurotiomycetes; Chaetothyriales; Cyphellophoraceae
Product: Carbon catabolite-derepressing protein kinase
Exons: 1
Coding region: 1-2757 (918 amino acids)
Biological process (GO): protein phosphorylation; intracellular signal transduction
Cellular component (GO): cytoplasm
Molecular function (GO): ATP binding; protein serine/threonine kinase activity
Source: RefSeq, a predicted model, not a curated record
AUGUCGUCCGCUAUUCACGACGAUGAGCUGUCAAUCUCCCUCCCGCCGACCGGCGUCAACAAGCCGCGGCCCUCAGUUCCAACUGUGGUGUCUCCUCCAGCACGACAAGCACUGCAGCCUUCCAACCAGUCUGAGUCUCCAGGCACGAUUAGAGCUCUCAGCCGCUUGAGCCAGUACAGCUUCGUCCGCACUAUUGGUGAGGGCUCCUUCGGCAAGGUCAAGUUAGCCAGACACAAGAUCACUGGUCAAGAGGUCGCCAUGAAGACGAUCAACCGCCGGCGACUCAUUAGCAGAGACAUGGCUGGACGGAUCGAGCGAGAGAUCUCAUACCUGCAACUCCUGCGCCACCCACACAUCAUCAAGCUCUACUCUGUCAUCAACACCAAGACCGACAUCUACAUGGUCUUGGAGUACGUGCCUAUGGAGCUGUUUGACUACAUCGUCAAGCAUGGCAGACUCGGAGAGAACAGAGCCAGAAAGCUGUUCCAGCAGAUCAUAUGUGCUGUCGAGUACUGUCAUAGACACAAGAUUGUCCAUCGAGACCUCAAGCCGGAGAAUCUGCUACUCGACAAGCACAUGAACGUCAAGAUCGCUGAUUUCGGUCUCUCCAAUAUCAUGACCGACGGCAACUUCCUGAAGACGAGUUGUGGCAGUCCGAACUACGCAGCUCCCGAGGUCAUUGGAGGCAAGCUAUAUGCUGGACCCGAAGUCGACGUGUGGAGUUGUGGCGUCAUCCUCUAUGUCUUCCUGGUUGGACGACUGCCUUUCGACGACGAGUUCAUCCCGGCGCUCUUCAAGAAGAUCCAAGCCGGAGCAUUCCAUAUCCCCUCACAGACACCUGCAGGAGCAGUCAACCUCAUCAAGCGAUGUCUGCAAGUGCACCCAGUCACUCGCAUCACCAUUCCUGAAAUCAGACAGGAGGAAUGGUUCCAGAAGGAUCUUCCCGACUAUCUGCGCGAACCCGUAGAGGACUUUCUCAACACCGGUGUCGACGCAUCCAAACCUAUAGAUCCCCGUGAACUUGCUCCCGGCAAGCCACAAGCAGAAGUCGAGAAGCUGCACGAGCAGGUCGUUUCUACACUCGGACGAAAGAUGGGCUACGCCAAGGACGACGUCAAAGAUGCUCUCGCCAAAGAAGAACCCAGUGCCAUCAAAGAUGCAUACCUCAUUGUUCGCGAGAACCAAGUGAUGAUGGAAGCCCGUAAGGAAUUCUCCCCUGAAUAUUGGAAUAAAUUGCUUACCCAAGAAGCACAAUUCACAACUGCAAACCCCGAACUGGCCUCCUUCAUGGCCUCCUCUCCUCCCGGAGCAGACAACUAUGGAAUGUCUCCAAUAGCUCAACGCAUGCAGCAAGAUCAAGUGAAGCCACUAACUCCAUCAAAGAACGUGCCGGCGAACGAGCCUCCCCCGAGAGCAUCACGUACCCUAUCCAAUACGCCCGCUCCAGUAAGAGAGGAAGACCGACCCCGAGUAUCCAAUGUCCGCGUACUAAACACAUCCCUCCCUCACGUGCACGAAGAAGUCAUGCAAAUGCGCGAUCGCGCCAGAGAGCGAGGUGAUGAUCCAGACUCGGCCCUGCAGCUGCAGUCAAACGACGAGACCACACCAUUACCAGAAGAGGUCAAAGACGCCAAAGGUCUGCCCGUCUACAGAUCCAAAGAAGAGCAGGAAGCCACUUCCAGAGCACUGAAACCACAUUCGAGAUCCGUCACCAAUAUCAGCGCAUUGCAAGGACCCCUACGACCAGAAGUAAUGACACCUGUUGCUAGCGACGACAAAAAGACCAAGAGACCGGGCCGCAAGUGGCAGUUCGGUAUCAGAUCGAGGAACCAGCCAUACGAAGCUAUGCGAUGUCUCUACGGUGCGCUCAAGGAUAUUGGAGCUGAAUGGGAGAUUGUGCCUGCAUCAGCACACGACAAUAUCACAGAAGGUGAAGAGGGCGAUGAUGUUCCAGCUCAGCCUCCUGACAUCGAGCCCGGCGAGCAGCACACCAUACUGCAGUCAAAGUUCUCAUUCCUGCCCGAGGACUACUACAUUCCACGCGAUCCUUUCAGCAUACGAGCUCGGAUAUUGAAGAAAGGUCUUCUCAUGCCAGGCGAAGAGCCAUCGAUAUCUGCCAACAGCUCUGCUGUCAGUCUGCCCGCCGAAGCCAAGAAGCAGCUUAAGAAGCACAUCGAAGAACUCAGUGGGCUCGGAUCAGAGGAUGUCGCAAGAGCUCUCGGUAACGGUAUUCCACCAAAGGUCAGAUCGACAGUCGCCAGUGAGGCGAACAGUCGACCCAAUAGCGGUAUGGACCAUCACGGCCACGAUGCAUUCACUGGUCCAGCCCCAGUCAACUCGGCCAACUCAGGAAGUGCGUCGAGCUUGUUGCGAAAACACCCUCGCGAGCAAGUCGGCAUCUGGGUCUUCAUCGACAUACAGCUGUACACACUCGACAGUCAGGUCUUCGUGGUCGACUUCAAGAGCGACGGAUACCAGAAUGUUGUCUGGCACGAUAGCACAAGAGACAAGGAUCAAGCCAAAGCCUCAAAACCUGACAGCGCAGUAACGAGUCCAGUCAGCAGCAGACCAGCAAGUGCAUUCGCGCAGAACGGUAGCCCAACAGAAGAUACAGACAGCUCGCAAGACGAAGCAGGUGGAUUCUGGCGGCCAGUCAGCAAGCGGUGGAGGAAUGUGGAAAAGGAGAUCUCGAGCCCGUAUCCGUUUCUGGACGUUGCCAGCGACCUCGUCGCUCAGUUGGCGAAUCGGCCCCAGUAG